AACCCGGCUCAGUUCUUCGUUAGCAUUUCGCGUGUGCGGUUGUUUGACUUCGGACAAAGGAUAGGCCAUUGAGUUGCUCGCAGAUAUUAAAUUGGAUUAACCUGGCUGUGAUUUUUUAUUUUAAUAGAAGAUACAGUUUGAAUAUAGGACGUCUGUUUAUCAUCAAACUUGCAUUGAACGGAUGUGUAAGAAACGGCCCAAUUUAGAAAACUUUUCAACAUAUUUUAUAAAGACAAGUGAACAAAAGGAAAAGUAGUUUUUGAUGUGAAAUUGUGUCGAGUUGCAAAAUCGAUAUCGAAAGUUGGUACAGUAAUUGAAUUAAUAUGUGGCGGCACAGUUAUUGGUGCUAACCAUAGAAUUAACUAGUGGAGCCGUUCAGGUCAUUCACUGCAAACAAACACGUGGUCAACCGUAUCGGAUAGGUCACACACGGUUUUCACUUUUCCGGAUUAUACACUAAGCAGCAUCAGUUUUGUGGUUUUUGCUGGUUUCCUUCGAAAAUUCAUCGAACACCCAACCUCAUACAGUUGUGGUGAUUACCGUUGUGUUUUUUCGAGUAUCUAAUGCCUUAUUCAAAUGGAACAGAUUUGAAUGUUUGAGAGGAUCCGUAAUUGAAGCGAGCAAGAAAAGAAACAGCAACUUUAGGAUACCAUGAUUGGAUCCUUCAGUACUUAAUGAAUCCUGAAUGUACGGCAGUCACAAUGCUAAAGGAUUAGCAGGUUUAUGUUUUGUUCUACUAUAUAUGUAGGUCGGAUCUAGUUUCUCUACCACAUGUCACGACUUCAUUGGAGCGUUGGAGCAUUAACAUACGCUUAAACAGGACGCCACAGGAACGAAGUGAGAAUGAAGGCCGUGGGUAUGCACACGAAACAGAAGCAACGAUGAAAACCAUACUUCCGGACACAAAAAGGGUCAUAUCACUCAAUCGAAACUGUAUUUAGAAUAUGGAAGCUUUAGCACCAAUAGUUCCUCAGGACUUUCCGGAGCCUACUGCUACCGAAGCGUACAUAAUUCCAACACUUGGUAUCACUCAGGGAACUAUUAUUUUCUCCUACCUGUCAACGUUUCUGUCGUAUAUCACUCCUUACGAUCUGCCAGUAGCCUAUUGUGUUCUAGAGUUACUGCGAGAUGCCUUUCAUACGCGGGUUUCGUUCUUGCAACUCAUCAUGGAGGCCCUUAAGGUGGAGUCUGGCUACAUAUGCCUUAUAGCGAUAUUUUUCCUAGUUUCGCUCAUCCCACUAUGCUACACUAUUGCAUGGGGAUGCUCGAAGACAGCGGAUGAUGAUAUGAAUUCCGGACCGACAGUAGAUGCAAUUAUACAAGCCGAAGAACUGUCAUUGGAAGAAUCACUUAAAUGCCGGCGAAGAUGCCUUAGUCUGACCCUUCAGAUAAUCAUACUGUUAUUGAUAGCGGGUGUAAUCGUAAUGUUUGUAACAAAUGAACAAAUCGCAUCGGCAAUCGAUCAAGCUCCGGUGGUAGUACGAUCGUCUAUGGUCGAUGUGGAAACCUUUCUUCGUGAUGCUGAACAACAGAUAUCUUUCGUGAUUUUCGAGGGUUUGUCGACUACCGUCGAUAGGAUCAAGAGCGACCUAGAAGAUAUAGACAAGUUACUAGGAGAACCGAUUCAGAAUCAGCUAUCGCUGUUUACCGGCAUAGAAAUCAUUUUUGAAGCCAUCAUGGACAUCAGUACAAGUAGUAAUAAUUUAUCACGAAGGAUAUUUCUACUUCAAGAAGCACUGGCCAGAGCAGCUAAAAUAUCAUACGAAGCGGAAUAUCGAUUGGAUGAAUUACAGAUUCAACUUUCCGUUUUGCAAAGACAGUGCAGCUACCGAGACAGACCGCUGUGCGAUACUCUGAAAAUCAAAAGCUUCGAGGAAUCUGGGCAGAUAGAACGGAUUCAGAAAAUUCAGAAUGAUCCUAUUUUAGCAAAGCUGAUGUCAAUGGGUGAAGCCGGUAAGAACAGUACAAUGAAACUGUUAACCCAAGAGUUAACCGUCGCCAGAUCCAUAUUUAGGAACUACCGUAUGGAAUUAAAAAACAGCACGACUAUAGCAAGGGAGCACAUUAACGAGCAUUUAGAUGAAUUGAGUAAUGCAACGUUUUCAUCGACUUAUGCAUUAUCGAACACAAUCGAUAACUUGGUAGAAGAGGUGUCAAAAACGGCAAACUUUUCGGAUUCUCUAUUCGACUAUCAUCGGGAUAUUGGUAAAAUUCUAUGGAUAACUGGACUUACGGCUACCGUCUGUACGCUAUUGGUAACGUUCUUGCUGUUGGGUGCGUUAAGUUGCGGGUGUUGCCAUUCCGAUAAUAAAGCUGGUAUAACACUUAUCGUUGGAGCGAUCGUCAUUUGUGUGAGCAGUAUCGCCUUGUCGGGAUUCACCAUGAUUGAAAUGCUUUUGGGGGCUCACGGACAUGUUUUUAUAUGCCACCCCCUGUACGAUAAACCGGACUAUUCGAUUCUCGGUAAGCUGUUAGACAAACCAGGAUUGAUUUAUUCAGUGGAGCCUCCGAAUGGAAUUAUCGAAAAACUAUUGAAAGCAGCCGAUCCGAAUAAAACACUCUCGGUGAAUAUAUCGUUGGCCACGGCCAUCAACGAGUGCGAACGGAACCGUGGUGCGUUCUCAACCUUUCAACUAGAAAGUUUGAUUAAUGUUUCAUCUAUAAUGGACUACAAUACCAGCCCUUAUUUGGGAAACGCGAUAGAACAGUUAACAGCGUCGGAAGCUCCUUUCAUCAAGUUUACGGUUCAUAUUCAAGCCGUUUUAGAAGAUAUGUUGAAUGAUUCGGAUGUUAAUUUGGCCGCUUUUCGAACAGAUUUAACUCAAAUUUCACCAGAUAAGGAUGUGGUAACGUUCAUCGACCAGUUACAGCGAGUAUCGGCUCAGAUUCAGGAUGUAGCCACAUCUUCUAGGAUGGCAACUCUGGGAAGUCGAGCGAAACGACUACAAGGAUCACUGCUGCAUCCAUUGGAACAACUGCGUAGUGACAUCGUGUACCAUCUAACAGCACUGGAACUGCAAAUUCACCCAUGGGCAUCAGAACUAAACAAAAGUCUGAUUCAUCUGCGCAAUGCACAAUCUUACUUGGAUGUCGAAGCGGCUGCUGUUUGCCACAACAAAAGUUAUCUAUUUCGAAACCGUCUAAAGGCCCAUUUCGAAGCUUAUCAGAAUCAUUCCAGCGUAAUACUGAGUGACAGUUGCGCAAGCUGCCGUCCGCUUUUUGAUAUAUUUGAUGCAGCGAGAAUGUUAUUCUGUCAUCAAAUUAUGGAUCCAAUGAACGGGCUUUGGUUCGCAUCGUUUGUUUGUCUGUUUCUGUGGGCAAUCGCAACGCCCGUAUCAUUGAUGAUGUCUACCACCUACCGUCGCUUGGAGUUGCUUUCGAGUAAGUUGCAGCAUACCAACAGCAAUUACUACGGGACGACUGAUACUACCGGAUCCGACUCAAGAGCACUUCAUCAUCUCCAGCAACAGCAGCAUCAGCCGCCGCAGGAAUCAUCUAGCCAUUGGUACUCUCAAAGAAAUGUUGAUUCCACCCUAUCCGGAACGGGUGUUCCACACCAUCAUCAUCAGCAGCAGAUGCAGCAUCCACCACCACCACAAGAACCGACCAGCAGAUGGUCUACAAAUCAAAGGUCACGAAUGGUGAAUUUUUCUACAACCAAAAGCACUAGCACCGAGGAAGAAAUCAGCUUGGAUGGCCUAGACACCGACCAGAAUAACAAAGAUUUAGAUCUCAUAUUCGAAGAUGUCUAAUGUUUUUAUAAUCCCAGCUUACAUUAUAGGAUUCAUUCAGUAAUAUAGUGUGAAACAACUAAA
This is a messenger RNA of Malaya genurostris, 3815 nucleotides long. RefSeq names its product prominin-1 (gene prom). NCBI's taxonomy places the organism in Eukaryota, Metazoa, Arthropoda, Insecta, Diptera, Culicidae. Gene Ontology annotation, cellular component: membrane. The record is from RefSeq and is a predicted model, not a curated record. The coding region runs from base 945 to 3752 and encodes 935 amino acids. The transcript is spliced from 11 exons.